AAGCACUUGCUACGUCAACAAAACAAAAUGGCUGCGCCCAUGUCAAACUUGUAAACAUUUCUAAUUUAAUGAAAAAUCUCUAUACACAAGGUCCUUUUGAAGGAAAACUCAAAUAGACAUGUUGGUGUCAGAGCAGUAGUUGUUACUGUACAUAAUGAGUUGGUGGGACACGUCCAGUUUCUCCAGCUUUGCGACUCAGGCCUUGAAGAAUGCCCAGAAAAAGAUUGAUAAAGUCCUUGACAUUAGCGAGGAAGGGGGUGUGGAAGAAACUUCAUCGGUAUCAGAAAACAAAGUUGCAAAGUCUACAGAAGAACCUAAAAAGGUAAAAGAGACAAGUUCAUCGUGGUCUUCCUGGGGAUCAUUUUCUGUGGACAAAGGAAAGGAUGAAUCAGAAGAGGAAACAAGAAGUGCCUGGUCCAUGCCAUGGGGAAUGGAUACUAGUCUUACCAAGGCUAAAAAAGAGAAGUCACAACCGGAUAAAUCUGCCGAGGCUGCCUCAUCAUCUGUCAAACCUGCCGGACCGUCAUCUAAAAGUAAGAAAGGAGCACUGAAAUUAAAAUCCAGUGUACAGAGCGAAAAGAGUGAAAACAAAGGAGAAGGAGAGACAGUGGAAGAAAAAUCAAAGUCAGAGUCACAAAAUGUGGGGAUAGUAAAAGAAAGUGAUUUAUUAGAGACCACUGGAGACAUUAAAGUUCAGGAAAAGGAAACUUGUGAAGAUGUGAAUAACAAAAAGGAGUUGAACAUUGAUACACUUAAACCAGUUAUUGAGGAAAAAACUAACAGAGAAAAAGUAACAGAUGUAGAUAUAGUUAAUCAAGAAAGUGCUGAAAUAUCUAUAUUUUCUGAAGACAAUAAACAUUCCAGUUUAAUAGAGUUAGAACGAGAGAGGUCUGGUAGUGAACCACCAAUAUCCAGUGCUUCUGAAUCAGAGGAAGGAUCUAGUGAAUUAAAAGCUAGUAAACAGUCAGACACAGAAACUUCACAAAGCCAUUCACAAGUAAUUCAUUCUGAUUUCAAGGAAAAAACAGAAACUACUAAAGUGAAGGAAGAAGGGGAAGAGAGUAUUGUGAAAGAAGACAAUUUAGUGGAAUGCAUACCAGAUUUGGAACAGAGGACAGUGGAUGCGGCUACCAAGGAACGGAUUCAAACAGUGGAAAGUCAACAGGAAGUAGAGAGUCAACAGGAAAUAGAAACUAAACAGGAAGUGGAGAGUAAACAGGAAGUAGAGAGUAAACAGGAAGUGGAGUAUAAACAGGAAGUGGAAGAAACCCAAACCAAAGAAGUGGAAGAUGAAGAAAUGAAAGAAAAAGUGGACAAAGACACUGUAGUUGGAGAAGAAGGCACAGUCAUUUGUGAUAAAGAAAGUGAUGUUAAUAUUCCAAUUGGUUUGGAUUCUUUAGGCGAAGAAAAUAGAUCUCAACCAAUGGACAUUCCAUCAAAUAGUCCAGGUCCAGAGUUUGAUCAAGAGAGGCUUUCUGGUUUACCUCUGAGUCCUUCAACAGCGAGUUCUCUUGGAGGAACAGACUCAGACACAAAUAAAUUAGACAGUAGUUUAGACACUUAUACGUCAGAUGAAACAGUCAUUGAAAAGAGUUCAACAAAGAUGACAAAGUCUGAUGAAAGCAUACCAGAAGAUUACAUUCCAGAAAAUGUCCCUGACCCAGAAUCACCCAAGAAUCAAGAUGUUGAAUCCUCAGAAAACAUGGCAGAAAUUUCCCCCAGUAGUUCCUAUGUUAAAUGUAUGAUUGAAGAUGCCAUGGAUGACAGUGCCAAAAUGGAGGAUAAUGGAAGCGACACACCGUCAAAGUCCGAGUGUUCUCGCAGCACGGGGGGCCACGACUCAGGGGACGAGAUAUCCACGACGACGUCUUCCGACAUAGAAAUCAUAUCACACGUAUCAACUCCCACUUCUAAUGGUGAUGGGUCUAAAAUGGUGGACUUAUCUCCCCUGAAGAUAUCCCUCCAGAAAACGGCACGGAGGGGGAGCAGCCCCACCCACAGGAGAUCUGACAGUCAGUCCAGCUCCAGCACCCACAGCAGGGAGGGGCAGUUUGAACAGCUCAGCCCAGGGAGGGAUUACCAAGAUGAAGAUGACCACAGGGGAAACCAGCACAUGCAUGAAGGAGGAAAACAUGAUCUGUUUCCACUAAGUGAACAUUUUGAAAAUGAUCAGCAGCAGAAGCUCAUAAAGUUACAGACCGUCCCUGAGAAUACGGACACCGCAAACAGUGAUGUAGUUUACCAGCAGAAAAUUGCAGAGCUGACAGAAAUUUUACAAGCCAGAGAAAGUAAACUGGUCCAGAUGAGUAAAGAAAACAAUGACUUGAUGGAGACCAGUAAUAUCCUACGCAAUCAAAUUCAGCAGUUAGAGGAAUUAAAGGAAGCAGAAUCAGAAGAUGUUAACAACGUCACAUCAGAAUUCACAAAGAGGCUGUCGGAGGCGGAGAAAAAAAUAAACCAGGUCAUACGGGAAAAAGAAACCAUGAAGAAACAACUUCAAGACACUCAAGAUGAGUUAGCAAAAAAAACGAAAGUAAAUUCCAAUCAGAUUCAGGAGAAGGAUCAACAAGUUAAAGAACUCCUACAGGAAGGAGAAAAGCUUUCUAAACAACAGCUACAGAGUAAUAACAUCAUUAAGAAGCUGAGGGCUAAAGAGAAAGAAAAUGAUUCUCUCAUCACUUCUCAAAAGAAAAAGCUGGAGGAUCAGAAGACAGAAUUAGAACACCUGCGUAAGGUGUGUGAGGUCAAGGACGAUUUAGAGAAGAAACAGACAGAGGCCAUCAAUCAGUUGAAUACAGCUGUACAAAAACAAGAGAGAGAAAAAUCCAAACUCAAGAGUGACCUAGAAGAUGCUCAGGAGAGAGUGCGAGGACUGCAGACAGCCCUGGACAACUCCUACAAGGAGAUAGCAGAGUUACACCGCUCUAGUGCGGCUCAGGACAGCAAAGCUGCCGAGACUGCACUGAGUCUUGAGAUGCAGGUCAGAGAGGAACUGAAAUCUCAGCUCGAGCAGGAACGCAAGAGUAACCAGCAGGAGAAAGAAGCGCUGAUCAAUCAAAUAGAGGACCUGAGAAUGACAGUGUCUAGAAUGGAGAAGGAACACAACAGGAGGGAGGACAUGUUACGACAAGAAAUCUCAGAUCUACAGCGGCAUUUACAAGAAGACGAAGCGAGAAAUCAGGACCUCACUCAGAAUGUCACGUCUGCCACUCGCCCCCUGCUGAGACAGAUAGAGAAUCUUCAGUCUACAUAUGCUGCUCAGUCACUUUCUUGGGAAAAAUUAGAAAAGAAUCUCUCUGACAGGCUAGUGGAAAAUCAGACCCAGCUGGCGAUGGUGACAGAUAAGGAGAGGUCAGCAAAUGAGAAAGUGAUGGAGUUCUCUACUCAAGUCGCCUCGCUAGAGUCUCAGAAUAGUCGACUGAGACAGGAGAAGGCUCAACAAACGGCUCAAACUGAAAUGUUAAAGACCCGAGUACAGGUGUUAGAGGACGCCAAACACAGUGAAAUGGUUCAGAUUGAGGCUGUUAAACAACAGAUGUCCCAGGAACUGUCUGACAUCCGCAAAGAAAAGGUAUUCCUGGAGACACAACUGGACAUGGAGAAAAAUAAAGUGGAGCAAGAGAGGAAGAAACUGAACCUGGCUCAGGAACAAAUCUCACAAAUGGAGAAGGACCUCCAGCGGCCCCAGUCCCGGGGGUCAGUCUCCCCCCUGUCUGUGUCCAGAUCGGAGAGUGUGGCCGGGGACCAGGGGUCCAUGUCUAUAUCCUUCUCACAGGACGAUUUGGAGAGAAGUUUGGUGAUGUCUCCUGUGUCUAGUAGAUCUACUUUAUAUGAGAGUAUACGACAAGGGGGCGGGGCUGCAAACUUGAUUGACAGCCUUCAGUCACAGCUAAAACAGAGAGAUGGGGAAAUUUUCCAAUUAAAAAGUGAUAUCCAGCAACUGGAGAGAACACGGGAGUCCAUGGCUCGAGAACUAGUCAAUCUAACAAAUCAGAAUGAAGAAAUUCAUGAGAAGAUUGAAGAGUUACCACAACUCAAAAAACAGCUUGAGAAAUGA
Molecule: messenger RNA, 4057 nt
Organism: Saccostrea cuccullata (small rock oyster)
Lineage: Eukaryota; Metazoa; Mollusca; Bivalvia; Ostreida; Ostreidae
Product: TATA element modulatory factor-like
Exons: 25
Coding region: 155-4057 (1300 amino acids)
Cellular component (GO): Golgi apparatus; endoplasmic reticulum
Source: RefSeq, a predicted model, not a curated record